Molecule: messenger RNA, 5897 nt
Organism: Triplophysa dalaica
Lineage: Eukaryota; Metazoa; Chordata; Actinopteri; Cypriniformes; Nemacheilidae
Gene: mtcl3a
Product: SOGA family member 3a
Exons: 13
Coding region: 131-5293 (1720 amino acids)
Biological process (GO): regulation of autophagy
Source: RefSeq, a predicted model, not a curated record
UUAAAUGGUGGCUUUACGACGGACACUAUCAUCAUUCUUUGCCUUCACCAUUUGUGCCGGAGUAAAGAUGAGAUGUUAAAAGGUGGGACGAAAACGGGUUGUGCCCCUCAGAAAUCACACAGAUGACAGAAUGAAUGUGGAUUAUAGCAGCAUGAAGCAGCAGCGAGCAUCAUCGCCUGCGAGGUUCAAAGACUCGCCAUCCAAAACCAAAAGCACGUCUGCCAAAUCUCCUGCUGCUACAAAAACAGGCGGUAAAAGCAGCCGCAGCAAUUCUCCAAUAACUGUAAAUUCCGGUAAAGACAAGCAGGCUAAAGGCGCGGCGGCUGUCCACGCUAGUGGUGCUGAAAGCCCGACGCUGAAGAGGGCGGAAAAGAGCAGGAGCAUUGAGGAGCGCAGCAGCUCCUCCGAGGAGCCCUAUGGCGCAGACGAGUCAGGUGUGGUGGUUUCCGAUCAGCCGAGCUCUACUAAAUCCUCUCAAGCUAAAAGGGAGACGGGUAGUGCCGACGGAGGCAAGCAAAGCGCUAAGAGUGCAGUUGGAUGCGGCCCGGGAUUUUGGAGGGAGGGGUGCCUGCAGUCUGAACUAAUACAGUUUCACAUGAACAAAAGCUUGAAGAAAGAAAGCAGUAUGCAGGCGAAAGAAUCGAGUUUGCCGGUGGCGGAUCGGCAGGUGCAGGAGGACAUCGCUCGACAGACGGAGGCCAUAACUCAACAAAACCGCGAACUACAGGAAGAAAUCGAGAAAUUAGAGGAGGAUAAUGAAUACCUCAAGCAUGAAAUUGACGAAGUGCGCGCAGAGAUGGAUGAAAUGAGGGACACUUUCUAUGAGGAAGACGCAUGUCAGCUGCAGGACAUGCGACGUGAGCUUGAGAGAGCCAAUAAGAACUGCCGAAUUCUUCAGUAUCGACUGCGCAACGCAGAAAGGAAGAGACUGCGAUAUGCUGAAACAGGUGAAAUCGAUGGGGAUCUGCUGAGGAGCCUGGAGCAGGAUUUAAAGGUGGCCAAGGAUGUGUCAGUGAGACUGCACAAUGAACUGGAGAAUGUGGAAGAGAAACGAACAAAAACGGAUGAGGAGAAUGAAAGACUGAGGCAAAAGCUGAUUGAAGUGGAGGUGACAAAACAAGCAUUACAAAAUGAACUGGAGAAGACAAAAGAGCUUUCACUAAAACGAAGAGCAGGAAAAGAUGUACAGAAAUCAGAAAAGAGGACUCCACAAACCCCAACAGAGGAGGAAAAUGAAGAUCUAAAAUGCCAGUUGGCUUUCAUCAAGGAGGAGGCUACUUUAAUGCGGAAGAAAAUGGCUAAAAUAGAUAAAGAGAAGGACCGUCUGGAACAGGAGCUCUUGAAGUAUCGCUCCUUUUAUGGGGAUGUAGACAGUCCUCUCCCCAAAGGUGAGGCGGGAGGUCCCCCCACUACCCGAGAAUCUGAACUAAAGCUUCGUUUGCGGCUGGUGGAAGAAGAGGCCAACAUUUUAGGUCGUAAAAUCGUUGAGCUGGAAGUAGAGAACCGCGGGCUAAAGGCAGAGCUGGAUGACCUGCGUGGGGAGGAAUUGGCGGGUACUUCGGACCCAUCAUCCCGAGGGCAGAGUGAGGCCCUUUCUGAACUGCGCCAGCAGUUACAGUUGGUGGAGGACGAGGCUGAGCUUUUAAGACGGAAUUUGGCUGAUGUGGAAGAGCAGAAUGCCAAAUUGACUAGUGAGCUCAACAAGCUUAAAUACAAGGCGGGGUCACACGAGGGUUUGCGCUACAACAGCGGGGUGGUUGAUGGGGCAAAGGUCGAGGCUUUGCAGGAGGAGCUUAAGGCUGCCAGACUACAGAUCAAUGAGUUGAGUGGGAAGGUAAUGCAACUACAGUAUGAGAACCGCGUGUUGCUGUCCAACAUGCAACGCUAUGAUUUGGCCACUCACUUUGGCAUCCGCGGAAGCCCAAGGGACAGUGAUGCAGAGAGUGACUGUGGCCGCAGAGAAAGCGACGAUGAUUGCUCUCGUCUCCCGCCUCAUCGCAAACGUGAGGGUCCCAUCGGUGGAGAGAGUGACUCGGAGGAAGUGAGGAAUAUCCGGUGUCUCACGCCAACACACUCCCUCUACAGUCCAGAGGGACGUCUUUUAUCAAGAAGUUUCAAAGACCGUCAACACAUGAUUGACAUCCGCAUAGAGGCAGAGCGGCUAAGCAGGACCAUCGAUAGACUGAUCGCUGACACAAGCACCAUAAUUGCAGAGGCACGUGUUUAUGUUACUAAUGGUGAGCUGUUUGGAAGGAUGGAUGAUGACGAUGAGGGCGGUCGAAUACGAGAACAUGAGGUUCUCUACCGCAUAAACGCUCAGAUGAAAGCUUUUAGGAAGGAGCUGCAGAACUUCAUUGACCGUCUGGAGGUACCAAAACCAGAUGACAGAGAAACAGAAGAGCCACUGUCAGUUUUGCUAGGUUCAGGAAUCAAUCAAAAUUUCAGGCACAGACUACAGUCACUUCAGACAAAGCUUCCACUGAAAAACAGCAAUGAUGGGAGAGCCUCACUGUUUGCACUGUCAUUUUAUUUGGGUGGGGAAAACAGGAGGAUAUUGUUGGAUAUGAAGUCUGUUUUAGAGGAGGUUCAGUCUGAGGUGAAGCGGGAGGAAAGUAAACGGAGCGAUCUUGAGCUAUGCUACAUUAAGGAUCGUUGCGCUUGGCAGCUGGAGCGGGUAGAGCUGAUGAGUCGCAUUACUCAGCUGGAAGUAAGAGGAUGUAUCCUGCCAGUGGAGACCAUUAGGAGACCUGAACAAGGGGACACUCUAAAGCGGGAGAGAGAAGAACAGAAGAGGCUGCUGGCAGACACCCACAGUGCAGCCAUCGACCUCCGCUGCAGACUGGAGAACAGCGAGAAGGGUUGGGUGAAGGAGAAAUCUGAGCUGCUGGAACGCUUUGACUCUGAGAGGAAGGAAUGGGAGAACCAACUCAUGGACAUGCAGCAGAAGAUCGAGGAAUUGUACGAUGAAGUAAAGGCACAGUGUAAGGGAUGUCCUGUCAAACCAGUCACUGAUCAACAAAGCAGCACCCUGAGGAUCAGUUCAUGUUCUUUUUCCAGUGAUGCCCAGAGUAAUGAAUAUUCUGAAAUUCUAACCCAGCAUAGCAACACUAGCAUUGAGUCCCCAAAUCAACCUGAUUACGACUCCAAUGAAUCUUAUAAACCGUGCAACAGCGAUCAAAAUGAGCAAUUAAAUCAUCAAGGUGCUGAGAAAUAUGAGCUUGGUGAACGACAGGCAAUAGACACUGCGGAGCUGGAAGAAAUUUUGGAAAGCUGUUUAAAAUUGAAACGGGCGAACAAGUCCUCCUUCAUCGGACAAGAUGACCUUCUUAACCCUUUCCAAGGAUUUCAGAGCAUGGAAAUAAACUGUGGAAGUUACAAAAAGAAGAAUACUGCCCUUAAUACGGCCCUUAAGGAGAUUGCCCGUGUAAGUGAGGAGCUGUGUAGCUACCAGGAUGAGAUGAGGAAGUUGCCUGCUUUUAAGAGAAGCUGCAAUGAGUCAGUGUAUUUUCCAGGAAAGGAUGAGAUGGUGGAGAAAGUAAAGGACAGUCAGGAAAUGGCUGACACAGCAUUAGACCUAAAAAACUUGAGCGAAGAGCUUAAAUCCCUUGAUGAGCAAUACUGGAUGAACUGGGAAGGUUUUAAACAGCAAGGACAACCAACCCAAAAUGAUGCUAAGCCAUUUGCGAAUAAAGGUCAAUGUGCCCCACCUAUCCCAGCCCGUAGUUCAUCUUGGUACCUGAGCAGUCCCUCAUUAUUAGAGUCUAGUGGUACAGAGGCACUGUCAGACAGAGAAUUUCAAAGGCCCGGUUUCCAUCAAGACAAAAAGUUCAACAGCCCUGCAAUUGUACGAAAAUUCGAAGCAAUGCUUCAAGAGAAUGAGGGGAAAAUUCUGAUGGACUCUGAGAAUGUAACCUGCACCGUGCAUGUUGAUUCAAAGUGCAAUAUCAGUUGCUGUCAGAGCCGUUGGUCCUGUGAUGGUAAUGCAUUUGGAAGCAUCAAGUCAUCAAAAUAUGCACCCGUUAAGAAAUGUCUCUCCAACAUUGACAUAGCAACUACACCUAGAGAAUGCAACCCAGUAGAUGCAGUGGAAAAAAAAUAUUCCAAGGCUUCAUCUCAUCCUAUGAACUUGGAUCAAAUGUCUACAGACUCUGUAAUAUCACUGGAUAUUGUUUCACCGUAUUCAAAUUUUACAGCAAAUGGCAUGAACAAGAGGCUUGAGCAAAAAACAGCUGAGGUCAAUUGUACACUCUUUCAAACAGGUGUGGGUCAUCGGCGUGAUGAAGAAAAUUCUUUAAAUGUGUCUAUCGAUUGUAAACUUGCUUCUACUGCAGGUCUGACAUUCUUCAAAUCAAAAGACAAUUUUAGUGUUGAGGGCAAAAAGAAAGGUAAUAUGGCACAGUGCCAAGAAGACCCAUUCUUGGGGAUGAACGCCCACACACGACCACAGUUAAAAAAUGAAACAAAGGACUUUGUCUCUAUGUCUUCAUCUCUUCAACAGGAUGUUGAUAUAACAGAAUUACCUUUAGGUUCAUCAGAUCAAGCAAGCAAGGAUUUGUCCUCACUUCAAGCAGAUUUUAUUUACUCAUCCAAGCAUAGCAAGGAGGUUAAGCCUUCAUGGACUGAACACAGCACAGCAAUGCCAGUUGUCCCGUUUGGUCCAAGUGUUGGAGAAAAAUCCUUUGAAUUGAGUGUAACCCCAUUAAAGAUGCAGAUCCAAAAAGAACGUUUCAGAAGAAAUAUUGAGGUUGGUAUAGAGCAACCAUCAAAACAGCCCAAAAAGGCAAAGCAAGACACAAGGUCUCGGAUUUUAGAAGAUAAUCCAUGGAAGCCAUCUAUACUUGCAGCUUAUCCUCGGCCAGUGGAGUCUAGGUCUAACUAUGGAGCUGUUGAGAGGAUUCUUAAAAGUUAUGAAGAUCAGAAUAGAUCUCAGGACAAACAGCAGUCACAGCCUAGUCCAGGGAAGGAGAAUAACCUCAUGGACCUCUUGGAAAUGCUGGAUAUCCGACAUGAGCCCAGUUCGAUUCAGAGACUAACACGCACACCACACCAGGUCAUAGCUCACAAAGAGACACAUGUAAGAGUGCAGCAAGGCAAAGAGUCAUCUUUGACUUUCAAGAAGAGGUUUUCACUACCUGCAUGUCCUGCAAAGAGACGUUUGCCCUCACGUUGGGCUAGCCCUUCAUUCACCUCAUCUGCAUCUACUCCUUCACAUCCACCAACAAAACCACCCACAGUUUUCAGCCAGCAGCAAACACUCGCCUACUCCACCUAUCACACAGAGACAGUGAUCUAAAAUGUGCAAGCUAUUAGGAUAACAUGCUGACCGGUAGAUCUACAAAUGCCUUUUAAAGCACUGAAUGCUGCCUUGUUCUCCAAAAAGUGAUAACCUGUCUAAAUACCAACAAUUGUUCAACUUACCUACUUGUCUGUUUACAUUGCCGUAACCAUUCAAUGCAAUUGCCUUUAAAAUUAUUUGAGUUUACAUUGAAGUUCUGAGGAGAUGCUUUUAUUACCAAUGUGACUUACAAAUUCAUAAAUCAUAUCUAUAGUGUGUUCUUGUUUCUGUUUUCGUGAACCAGUUCUUUUUUAUAUGUUUCCAUUAGAUAUUUUAAAACUGCCAAUGUAUAACCGCCUCUAAUGUGGCCUCGUAUGUGUGAGGUCUAAUGUCAGUGAGAAUAUAAAAGCGCCGUAGUGCUGCCUAUUUCACAGCACACCUUGUUAUACAUUUACCAAGUUUAGCGAAAAUGAUUGUCUUAUUACAAAAAGUGAUGGGUUCCUAACUCUGUUAUCUGGUGUAAGACAUAUCAGAUAGACAAUGCAAUUCCUUAAAUAAUACAAGUUAAUGUACAUUUUUAAGAAUAAAUAAAACAUUGUCAUUCAUUACAAUACAGAAAUGU